AUGGCCGACAACGACGAUCUUCUCGACUAUGAAGACGAGGAACAGGCAGAUCAGCAAACCGCAGACGGAGCCACAGAAGCGGCGCCAAAAAAAGAGGUUAAGGGAUCGUACGUAUCGAUUCACAGCUCAGGUUUCAGAGAUUUUCUUUUAAAACCCGAAAUAUUAAGAGCAAUUGUUGAUUGCGGUUUUGAACAUCCUUCAGAAGUCCAACAUGAAUGUAUUCCACAAGCUGUACUUGGUAUGGACAUUUUGUGCCAAGCCAAGUCCGGUAUGGGCAAAACCGCUGUGUUUGUAUUAGCAACGCUUCAACAACUUGAGCCCUCGGAAAAUCAUGUUUAUGUGUUGGUUAUGUGCCAUACAAGAGAAUUAGCUUUUCAAAUCAGUAAAGAGUACGAGCGUUUCUCGAAAUAUAUGGCCGGCGUUCGGGUGUCGGUUUUCUUCGGCGGAAUGCCUAUACAAAAAGACGAGGAGGUUUUGAAAAUUGCUUGCCCACACAUUGUUGUGGGGACACCUGGUAGAAUUCUCGCUUUAGUCAACAGCAAGAAGCUAAACUUAAAGCACCUCAAGCAUUUUAUCCUCGACGAAUGUGACAAGAUGUUGGAGUCAUUAGACAUGAGGCGGGAUGUACAGGAGAUUUUUAGGAACACUCCUCAUGGAAAACAAGUGAUGAUGUUUUCUGCUACUUUGAGCAAAGAGAUCCGGCCAGUUUGCAAGAAAUUCAUGCAAGACCCAAUGGAAGUGUAUGUGGAUGACGAAGCCAAAUUGACAUUGCAUGGUCUGCAGCAACAUUAUGUUAAACUUAAAGAGAAUGAGAAGAACAAGAAACUUUUUGAACUGCUUGAUGUGUUGGAAUUCAAUCAAGUAGUGAUUUUUGUUAAAUCAGUUCAACGCUGCAUAGCACUAGCACAACUACUUACAGAUCAAAACUUUCCCGCUAUUGGUAUUCACAGGAACAUGACUCAAGAUGAACGGCUAUCCCGCUAUCAGCAAUUUAAGGAUUUCCAAAAAAGAAUUCUAGUUGCUACCAACUUGUUUGGCCGUGGUAUGGAUAUAGAGCGAGUAAACAUUGUUUUCAACUAUGAUAUGCCUGAAGAUUCUGACACAUACCUUCACCGAGUGGCUCGUGCUGGACGAUUUGGCACAAAAGGUCUUGCUAUUACCAUGGUUUCCGAUGUAAAUGAUGCAAAAAUUCUUAAUGAAGUUCAAGACAGAUUUGACGUGAAUAUAACUGAAUUACCUGAAGAAAUAGAGCUGUCUACAUAUAUUGAAGGCCGA
This is a messenger RNA of Iphiclides podalirius (scarce swallowtail), 1275 nucleotides long. Lineage: Eukaryota; Metazoa; Arthropoda; Insecta; Lepidoptera; Papilionidae. The record is from the annotation of a GenBank genome assembly.